Malassezia restricta is the source of this 3117-nucleotide messenger RNA. Its product is annotated as RNA binding effector protein Scp160. Gene Ontology annotation, molecular function: mRNA binding. Lineage: Eukaryota; Fungi; Basidiomycota; Malasseziomycetes; Malasseziales; Malasseziaceae. The record is from RefSeq and is a predicted model, not a curated record. The transcript has a single exon. Gene Ontology annotation, biological process: nuclear division. The coding region runs from base 1 to 3117 and encodes 1038 amino acids. Gene Ontology annotation, cellular component: cytoplasm; nucleus.
AUGCAAGAAGCUCCUUCUGCUGGUACUAUCGGGUCCACUGCACCAAUGAGCUUGCCUAGACCCAUGGAUGAUCCAUUUCCUAGUCUGAAUCAGACUAUCGGUGCAGAUGUCGAUGUGGCACCGCCGCCCAAAAAAUCAGGCAAAUCACAGCAGCCAGACAUAACCUCAGAGGACAUGUUUCCCUCGCUGGGUGCAUCGCAGAGCAGCGCUCGUGUUUCGGCACCUAAAACGGCUGCACCCAUGAUUCAACGCGUGAUGCAUCAGACGACUGUCUCCAUGCACCUGUCAGAUGAGCAGCUCGUGCGCCUCAGCUCGCUCCUUCAGCGCGUGCAGCAAAAGUGCCGCUCGGUCAAGAUUGAAGCAUCUACGAUGCGCAAGACCGGACAGACAAAAUUCAUCAUCAAGGGCGCGUCCGAGUCUGCCGUGCAGGAGGCGAAACGCGAGCUCGCUAUUCAACUGGCCGAGCGCGUCACACUCACGAUGCUGAUUCCGGCUUCCCUUCGUGCGUUUGUCAUCGGUGCAGGCGGCAAGAACAUCCGGUCUAUUACAGAUGACACGGGUGUGCGCAUUCAUAUUCCACCUCGCUCUGAGGAGCAAACGCCAGCCACCGAUGAGCCGGGCGAUCUUUUGCUGGGCGAGCAAAUCGAAAUCACGAUCGAGGGCGACUCAUUUAAUGCGCAGGAUGCACAGGCGCGGAUCCAGGAGAUCGUCGCGGAGCGCACCUCUAAGAUCACACAACGCCUGACGCACAUUGAGCCCGUCUUUUUCCCCUUUUUGCUUGGUCCUGAGGGUGCAGGUAUAGCAGCGCUUACGCAGACGAUCGGCAAAGGCGAGGUGUCUGUCAAAGUGCCGGCGCAGCGUGAGCGUGCGGCUAUUGUCGUGAGUGGUGAGCGAUCGCUCGUACCUCUUGUUGUCCAGGCGAUCGAUGCUCAGGUCGAUGACAUGCGUCGCUCGUUCCGUACCAUUAGCUUCAACAUCUCCAAGCGGCAGCAUGCGUUCCUUGUGGGUGAGAGUGCUUCCGACAUUCUCGCCAAGACGCAGUGCAGCAUUGAGCUACCGCCAUCGAACGAGCCCUCGGAGGCUAUUACGAUCCGCGGUCCGCAAUCGCAACUGCCGCAGGCCCUUACUGCUGCCAUCGAACGGGCUAAUGCAGUUGCUGUGGAGACGAUUGAUCUGCAUGCUAUGCACUCGGAUGCGGACGCUGCACACUUCCGACACCUGUUACGCUGGCUUGCUACGUACGCCCCUCGCGAAGACAGUGUCCAAGUGUUCUUGCCGCGUACCGAUGCUGGGCAUAUCGAGGUCGUGAGCGAGGAUGCCGAUGCGGCGCGGCGCAUUGCUCAGACCAUCGAGCACCAGCUGCGUCUGGUGACGCCGCCAUGUGUGCGUCUCAUGGAAGUGGAUCCUUUGACGCACGGCUUUAUUAUUGGCAAAAAGGCCCAGAACCUCAGAGGGUAUGAGGCACGGGGCGUCGAUGUUAUGCUGCCGCCAGAGCACUCGGGCCGAGACGACGUUCUUCUCGUAUACCGCCGCGGCAAGGAUGCGGAGGAGGCAGUCAAUGUGCUGGACGAUGUGCAGAAUGCAAUUGCCUCGGCAGCGGCGGCCGCUGCUGAUCUUCGAACCGUGCACUUUAGUGUCCCGCGCAAAUUCCACAGUGUGAUCCGCGGUGCAGACGGCACGGUGCUCAACGCCCUUAUCGGCGAGGACCGUAUGCUUGUGUCGAUGGGUGGACGCAUUCCCGUGAAGACUGUCAGCGAGCCCCUCACUGAAGACUCGAUCGUCGUGCGUGGGCCAGGUGAGGCUGUCGCGCGUGUCGUGGCCCAAAUCCAGCAAAUGGCUCGGGAUGCCGAGCAGGACAGUAUCGAGAAUGGGUUUGUGGAAGAAAUCCAGGUCAGGGGUUCGUACCUCCCUCACCUCAUUGGCCGUGGUGGAUCCAAUCUCAUUAAGCUUCGCGAAGAGCUUGGCGUUCGUUUUGACGUUGGCUCGGAGGAGAGUGACCGGUCUAAGCCGGUGCCUGUUCGCAUCACUGGACGCAAGGAAUGCGUCGCUGUUGCCAAGGAGCGUCUGCUAGCACAGGUCGAGCGUUUGGCAGACGAGGUCCUGCAAAUCAUUCAAGUGCCUGUCGAGAUGCAUGGUGCCUUGAUUGGCCAGGGGGGCAAGUACGUCUUGCGAUUGCAGGACAAGUACGAUGUGCGCAUCCAUUUCCCGCAUCAGGGCGACAGCACGACGCUCAAGCCCAACGAAGUGAGUAUUCGCGGUGGACGUAAGGGCGUCGCAGCAGCGCGUGCGGAACUCUUGGAGCUGCUCGAGUACGAGAAGGAGAACAACCACUCGCAGACCAUUACUGUCUCUGAGCGUGCUAUGCCGCGCGUGCUGGGCCGGGCAGGCGCGACGAUCAACCGUAUCCGUCUCGAGUCAGGUGCGCUCAUUGAUUCAGUCAAGAGCUCGAACGCGUCGCCCAGCAAGAAGCUCAAGCUGCGCGGCUCGCGCGAGGCUGUGGCCGCUGCUGAAGGUAUGAUCAACGCUAUCAUUGCCGAGGUCGAGAGCGAGGCGGAGCUCAUUGUGCCCAUCCCGCCCGAGUUUCACCCACACAUGAUCGGUGCGGGUGGUCAGCGACUCCAUGAGCUCAUUGAGAAGGCAGGGGGUCCAUCAGACAUUACUACGCAUACUCAGAUGGUACGCUUCCCGCGCGAGAAGGGCAAUGCGAACGUGCUUGUGCGCGCGCCGCAUGACUUGGCCCACCGGAUCGCCGACGUGCUCAAGGCCGAAGCGGCGCUGAUGGCAAAUCGUGUCGUGUACGGAAAGAAGGUGCCAUUGCGCAUGCACAGCCAGAUGGUGAUGCGCGGAGGCCGCAGGCACAGUCCAUGGCAAACGGAUCUUUCCGUGCAGAUUUUCCUGCCCAACUGGCGCGAGUACCCCACGAUCGGUACCCCUGAGAACGCUGAUGAACUGCAGGACGCGGAGCCCGCCUCGAUCGUCAAGGUCGUGGGUCCCGUGGAAAAUGUCCUCCAGGUUCUGGACGAGAUGCAGUCUAUGAUAGAUGCAUCACCGAGACCACGAAAAACCCGCGCACAGCGGGAGGCCAUGGACGCCCGCAUCGACGACGUCGACCGCUGA